AUGAGUGCUGAUCUUUGCGCUGCUUUUCGGAGUUUUCUUCUUCAGUUAGCAGAAACAAACAUGAAAAGAUGGAAGAAAUUCACUGGAGACUUUCCAAUGACACGAGAUAAAUUUGGACAGAGAGUUGUCGAUUCAAAAUUUACAGAAAAUCCUGUCGAAAUUUCUGUACUUUGGGAUGCAUUUAAUGUUGAAAUGAAUGAACUUCAGUUUAGAGAAUUCGUUGCUUUCCUUCAGAAUGAAAUUCCUGAACAAGAAGUUCCAAGAAUUAAUACAUCAGAUCCUAUGGUUCUUAUGAACAAUGUUGCUCUUCAAAGAAGAAACGUUAUUGAUGCUUUUCUUCAAGUUGACCCUGGAGCAACAGGAUUCGUUUCCCAAAAAGAAUUUACUGACGUUUUAAUAAGUCUUCGAGUUGCAUCAAAUCCACGCGAAGUAAUGCCAUUAAUUAUGACAAUUGAUGUCAAUAAUACAGGCCAUGUUAGCUACUACAAGUUAAUGUACGAUUCAUCUUUUGUUAAACCAGAAAGUCAACGCUCAACUCGCAAAAUACUCGAUCACUCAGCUCUUACAAAAUCUCGCGGUGAGUCCAGAAUACCUCAACCAACACAUGCUGGAAGACAUUUGGAUCCAACAAUUUUUGGCGACAAAACCAUUGAAACACAAGAAGCUCCACGCCCAGGAAGAUGCUUAGAUCCUUCUAUAUUUGGCGAAAAACAUCAAGAACAUGCCGAACAACCUGCUCGUGGAGGAAGAAACCUAGAUCCAUCAAUUUUCGGUGAGAAAGUACACACAGAAGUUGUUCAAAACGAACCAAUUAACUACGAUUUCUCCAAGACAAAGGAUGGCACUGAAUAUUCAGAAGAAGUUGUUAUUUCCUUAAUUGCAAGGACAGCAAAUACAAAAUUCCGCAGUAUUAGAGAUUGUUUCGGCAGUUGGAGAAAUGGAGAACGUCUUGAAGCAAGAGAUAUCUUACUUGGAAUGGCCCAAGAAUCUAAUAUCGAAUUACCUCUUCCAACAAUCGAUAGAUUGGUUUCUCAAUACGGAGGACCACUUACAGUAGCCAGUUUCACUCGUCUUGUUAGUGAUGGCGCUAGAAUUAACGCUCCAGAACCAGUUGCAGCUGCUCCACCUCCAAGAACUGAAGUAGACGAUAUUAUUGAGAAACUCGCAGCAGGAGUGAAAGGAAAGGUUUGGGAAAACGUCAUCAUGCCGUCAAAGAACGCGUUAGAUUUGGCAAGAAAUCUCAAGAAAUUGGGUGUCAACGUUAAGAGUGAUGAAGUUAGAGGUCUUUUGGCUGAAAUGGGAAUGCAAGGAAUCUGCAACGCCAUUAAAGAAAAGAACAAACCUCCAAAACAAAGAAGAACUCAAAUUUAA
This is a messenger RNA of Trichomonas vaginalis G3, 1371 nucleotides long. Its product is annotated as EF-hand family. The transcript has a single exon. The record is from RefSeq and is a predicted model, not a curated record. Bases 1 to 1371 code for a protein of 456 amino acids. Lineage: Eukaryota; Parabasalia; Trichomonadida; Trichomonadidae.